AUGAGUGCUGACCCUGAGGCGCCAGCGAACCCGUCGCGCUUUAGCGGCGGCCACAUUGUGCGCAACAUGAUCUACGCCCACGAUGAAAACCACAACCUGGAGAUUCUCUCAGGGUGGUCGGAGCAGGGGACACGUGAGUACGAUCAGGAAACGGUUCGGCCUGCCAACACGAACAUGGACAAGAGUCACCCAUGCUUUUCACUCAACCAAGAUCUGCUGCGGUGUUCUUACCGUUGCCCUACCGAGAUGAAGCUGGGAGGGCGGACGGCCACCUGCAAUACGGAGCGCCAAGUACUCAUGCGGUGCCUCGUGAAGAAUAAGCAGUGGCGACCCAGUGAGACAGACAAGAGGCAGUGGUAUCGCUUCUGGUGA
This is a messenger RNA of Leishmania braziliensis MHOM/BR/75/M2904, 372 nucleotides long. RefSeq lists its product as hypothetical. The transcript has a single exon. The coding region runs from base 1 to 372 and encodes 123 amino acids. The record is from RefSeq and is a predicted model, not a curated record. Lineage: Eukaryota; Euglenozoa; Kinetoplastea; Trypanosomatida; Trypanosomatidae.